Paramecium pentaurelia is the source of this 1103-nucleotide messenger RNA. The record is from the annotation of a GenBank genome assembly. NCBI's taxonomy places the organism in Eukaryota, Ciliophora, Oligohymenophorea, Peniculida, Parameciidae.
AUGUUAAAAUGGCCAUUAAAUCAGAGGUUACUGUAUAAUAUAUUUAGGUAUUAAUGGUAUUUUGAUUAAUAAAGAUAGUCCAUCAUUAUUCACUUGUUAAGAAAUUUUAGAUGGAUGCAUGAUUAUAACACUUGAAACCAAUUUGAAAAGAACCUGGAAAGAUGUGAAAAAAGCACAUUUGAAUUGGAAUUUCCAAAACUUGUUUUAGGAAAGCAACAAUUAAAAUAUAAAUAAAUGGAAAAAUGUUUGGAAUAGAGGCUUGGGGAAAUUAAUUUGUUAACAUUUAGAAAAAUAAUUAAAUCAUUAAGUCAUUUUCUCAUAAAAAUAAGAAAUACCUAUUUAAGUUUCAAAUUUUCAUUAUAUUCUCAUUCUUGAUGAUUCAGGUUCAAUGAAAGGAGAUAAAUGGAGUUAAGCAAAAGAUGGAGCUUUGAAUUGUAUAAAGUAAUUAGAAAACACUGAUAGUGCAAAAGUUAGUGUUAUAAUCUUUAACAGCAAUGCAAGAAUAGUUGCAGAAUGUUAAAAACCCAAUUUUUAAGAAAUGAAUAACAAAAUUGUUUAUUCAGGAGGUGGUAUCUGUUUUGAACCACCAUUCAAAUUAGUGCUAGAAUUGAUUGAAAAAUAUCAUGACUUUAAUAAGUAAAUAAAUUAAAAAUAUUAGAAUUUAAAUAUUAUUUUAUACUGAUGGAGAAGCAAGUUAUCCAUAAAAUGCAGUUGAUAAAUUAUGUUCGCUAUCAUACAAUAUAAGACGUCUAAUCAGUAUAAUAGCCUGUUCUGGAGAAAAAUAUUCUCAAUAAUUAGCACUAUUGAUUGAGAAAUUUAAAUAAUAUAUAUAAUCAGCCGAAUUAAAAAAUUCUGUUGGUCGGUUAAUUUAUUAAGUUAAUGGUAUUAUUAAUUAUAAAAUUCAAUAAUAAUCAUUAUCUUAAAAAUCUCUUCCUUUCUUUUUAAAUUUUAGAUACUUGAAUUAUCUAGGAUUUUAAGGGUUCAUCUAAUAUUUUUGUAUUAAAUAAUUUACUAGAAUUAAUUUAAAGAUCUAAAAGUUUCUUAUAAAAUUGAAAAUAUGUGUAAAAAGGGUGAAAACAUAUUUAUUUAUAUUAAGUUAAUGA